Messenger RNA from Rana temporaria (common frog), 1743 nucleotides. RefSeq names its product phospholipase A2 inhibitor and Ly6/PLAUR domain-containing protein-like. Lineage: Eukaryota; Metazoa; Chordata; Amphibia; Anura; Ranidae. Gene Ontology annotation, molecular function: phospholipase inhibitor activity. The record is from RefSeq and is a predicted model, not a curated record. The coding region runs from base 602 to 1240 and encodes 212 amino acids. The transcript has 5 exons. Gene Ontology annotation, cellular component: extracellular region.
ACAUAAUCCAGUAGCUUGCCCAGACGUGCAUGUUCUUGGCUCAGACGGAGGGGAGUGAGUUUCCUUACACUGAGAAUAGAGCUCCUCGCUUAUUAUCUCCUACGCAGAGAGAAAGCCCUCAACUACUACUCAAGGCUUCCUCGCUCCUCGCUCCUCAAUGGUCAUAGACCAGACAAGUGUCAUCUCCAAUUUCGGGACACCAAAUUACGGCUUGAGCUUAACUUUUUUAACUUGAUUUUUUUACUCUGUGAAUCAUAUUUACAUUUUAAAAACUGUCUGACUUGGGAGGGAGAGCCGACUCGACACACCUGUUUUUAGAAUGAGCUACCUGCACGGUCUGACAUUCAUUUAGUCACCCAAGACCAACAGCCUGGAGGCACCACUGGGGGUGUUGGGUCAUCUAGAGUCACCGGGACCAUCUACAACCUCAAGGACCAGCCUCAUCCACAAGGCACAGGACUGGAAAGCUCACACAAGGUCAGGGAGACGGGGAAACUGGCUGACAUAUGGAAAUUUUAGUCUGAGGAUCUCUGGAAGUCAAAUCAGGACCCUUCAUCUGCUGACAAGCACAUAUCUCCGAGUCCUAACCCAAGGCUCAGCAAUGUUCCUCAUCGUUAUCUGCUCCGCUCUUCUUUCAGCAGGUUUCGCCCUGGAGUGUGAAGUGUGUUUCGGAAUAAAUUCCAACACCUGUAGCGGCCACUACGAGACCUGCAAAUCUGACCAGGACCGAUGUAUUGUGACUCUCACAGAGAUGUCGAUGACUGACGGUGAAAACACUUACAAAAGUGCCGAGCUGGAAAAGUCUUGUGCCAGCUCCUAUGACUGCACACACCCGGCUACCUUAAACGCCAAAGACUUCAAAGUAAGAGUGACAAGAAAAUGCUGCGAUAAGGAUUUCUGCAACAACGACACUAUCACCUGGAACAUACUGGAAUCAAAAUUUAACGGGGUGACCUGUGAAUCCUGUUUUUCAAGAGGUUCUCACUCUUGUUCUACAAAAACACCCAUUAACUGCACCGGAGAUGAGACGCACUGUGUCCAUUAUUUGGCACAGAGGGAUGGAGGAUCCCCAAUCAGUGUGGCUGGUUGUGCUUCAGAGAGCAUGAAGAAGUCCGGAGGAAAAGCUGCUUUUCGAGGAUCUUCUGUUAUUGUCCGAAACAGCGGAUCAUCAUGGAGACACAAUACAUAUGUCCUGGUCUGGGUGGCUGCGAUAGCCAUAUUGUGCCUAUUUUUUCACUGACAGCAUAUAGAGCAGCCUUUCUCAACCUUUUCACUUCAGAGGAACCCCUAAAAAAAAAAAAAAAGUCAGGUCUUCAUGAGCCCCUUUCAAAACCCACCAAUUGGGAGUCAAUGGGGAAAUGUCGCAAUAGGAAGAAACACAACUUUUACGAUGGAGGUUAGAAUGCCACAAAAAGAUAAUUGGGUCAUGCCACUGGUUUUGACAAGUAGUGUUGGUUUUGGAACUAUGCAGGCACCAUCAAAUGGGAGGUCAAUCAGUCCCAGUUCAAUGAACCCCUAGAAUCCUUUGGGGGAACCCUAGGGUUCCACACAACCCUGGUUGAGAAUGGCUGUGAUAUAGAGGGUAUCUGUGAGACUUUAUCAGGACUUUGCCAAAACUAUGACAACAAUUAAUACAAAACCAUUGAUAAGAAGACUUUUGGUUGCAUGCAGCACUUAUACUAAAGUCUAAUUUUACACACAUGUAGUGACCGUUACAUCCCAUUAAAGAUCAGGUAAAGAAAA